Telopea speciosissima is the source of this 1462-nucleotide messenger RNA. RefSeq names its product WAT1-related protein At4g08300-like. Bases 160 to 1263 code for a protein of 367 amino acids. Gene Ontology annotation, cellular component: plasma membrane. Lineage: Eukaryota; Viridiplantae; Streptophyta; Magnoliopsida; Proteales; Proteaceae. Gene Ontology annotation, molecular function: transmembrane transporter activity. The transcript has 7 exons. The record is from RefSeq and is a predicted model, not a curated record.
AAGGAAUUUGAUCAACAUGAACAUGACAUUAACAACAUGCAUGAGAAUCACAUCCCUACUUUGAUCAUCAUCUAUAUCUAUAUGCACAUUUUGCACUACCAGCUACUCAUGUAGAGGGAAAGGGGAAGGCGAGAAGUCAGUAAGCCAAAAUUUCAAGCCAUGGCACUUGAGUCAUGUAAGUUUGGGACAAUUUACAGGAGGUUCAAACCACAUCUCCUCAUGGUUCUAACUCAGUUUGGCUACACAUUUCUCUAUUUCCUAACAGAAGCUUCCUUCAAUCAUGGAAUGAAUCCUCAUGUCCACAUAACUUAUCGCCAUAUCGUAGCUGGUGUAGUGAUGUUGCCUUUUGCCUAUUUCCUUGAAAGAAAAGUAAGACCAAAGCUGACAUUACCAUUGUUUAUAGAGAUAUUUGUGUUAUCUCUUCUUGGGGUUGGCUUAACUUUAAACAUGUACUUUGCAAGCUUGAGAUACACAUCACCAACAUUCCUUGCUUCUAUGGUCAACACCAUUGCUUCCUUGACUUUUAUAGUUGCAGUAGCACUCAGGUUAGAGGUCGUUGAUGUUGCAAGCCCUCGUGGGAUGGCAAAAAUUUUUGGGACACUAGUCUCCUUAGCUGGAGUUAUGACCAUGACGCUGUACAAAGGGCCUAUGUUAAGAAGCCUCGGUGGUGCUGUAGUCCACAUCCAAGGAAAUACGAUUCAUGAGAACUGGUUGAAGGGUUCAAUUCUUACAGCAGCAAGCUGCAUAACAUGGUCCAUCUGGUACAUCAUGCAGGCAUUCACAUUGAAGAAAUAUCCAGCACAGCUUUCACUGACUACAUGGAUGAGCUUUAUUGGGGCAGCACAAUCAGCUGUCUUCACGGCAUGCAUAGAACAUAAACGGACAGCAUGGAUCAUUGGAUUUGACAUCAAUUUAUGGUGCAUUAUAUAUGCUGGAGUGGUGUGCUCAGGAUUGAUAAUAUUCAUUCAACUAUGGUGCACAGAAGCAAAAGGACCAGUUUUUGUAACCAUGUUUAACCCGCUUUCAACAGUGUUAGUGGCAGUUCUAGCAUACUUUGUCCUUGGUGAAGUGCUGUAUACAGGCAGCAUUAUUGGGGGAGCUAUUGCAAUCAUUGGUCUCUACUUGCUGCUGUGGGGCAAAGAAGGAGAUCAAGAAGUUCAGACCAAAUCUCAAGAGCCGUUACAUCUGACUUAUGAAGAGCAAAAAGAAACCAAGCUUCAUGUCAUCACAUCAAAGGAGAAGGCACUUCAGAUGGACCCCUAGAAUUCUAAGACCACGUCAGAUUACUGAACAGAGAGGAAUCACUGUAAGCCUAUCAAUUCAAGGAUAAAAGCAGCACUGCAAAUAAAGUUAGGUUAAUUUCCUCCUUGUUUUGGUUUUCUCCACAAGCUUCUAUGAACAUGUUGCCACAGAACCAAACUAAUUGGGUGAGUUAUAUGAAAUCCAAGUCUUAUGGUGUCAA